Messenger RNA from Diachasmimorpha longicaudata, 7094 nucleotides. RefSeq names its product protein artichoke (gene atk). Bases 1476 to 6026 code for a protein of 1516 amino acids. Gene Ontology annotation, molecular function: protein binding. NCBI's taxonomy places the organism in Eukaryota, Metazoa, Arthropoda, Insecta, Hymenoptera, Braconidae. The transcript is spliced from 7 exons. The record is from RefSeq and is a predicted model, not a curated record.
UUAUUGAAAUUUUCGUAGAACAUAGAAUUUAUGGAGUGUUGGCAGUAGAGACUAAAUUUAAAAAACCAUUUAAAUUGAACAAAGUAAUUACUAAAAAUCGCAUAAGCUCGUUAGGGGUCAUCAUUGUCUCUUCCCCCUGGGAAAUUUCUUCAGCAACAAAUUAAAUUCAUCCUCCACUCGUUAUCGAUCAUCAUCCCGCGUAAUCAAACCCCAGAGCGCCAUUGAUUAGUGAAAAUUCCCCGGAAUUUUAACGAGCGAGACAAUUGUCACAAGUGAAGUCCCAGAGAAAGGAAAAUAUUUCCUGGAAGCGUGUCUUCACGCUCACUGGACACUUUGCAAUAUUGCUCUGCGUCUCCCUCAAAAUUUCUUCCUCUUUCUCCCACAUUAACUUCAUCGUGCAAGGAUUCUUCAGCCGUAUCUUCUUGUUACUCUUCAUUCCGUCCUAUUCUUCCCCCAACGUGGAGUUUACGUUUUCCCCCACAUGGCAAUGGUACCACCUACACUGGACACUUCUUCCAGUGUACUUAGUGCGUGUCCGUAACAAGUACAUCAGUUCAAAACAAAAAAUUGUCCUUUCAGUCUGUAGCAGUGUUACGAAGUGACAUGUUGGUCGUCUAUAUUCUCCUCAAUCACAAAUACCAUAACAACGACCUUCUCAAACCCAAAUUAACACAAAAUUGUUGAUCAUUGUCAUAAACACUUUGUUGUCGGUCAGUGAUAAAUUGAUGAAUAAGUGAUCUCGUGUGUCGAUUCUUCCUAAUUAUUGGAUCAGGUAAAUGAGGAAAAACAAAAAAAUUAGAGGAUAGGAAGAACAUGAAGAAUUGCUUGCAAUUGAGUCAAAGACUUGGAUUUUGUUCAGAACUUGAAAGUGAAUCUUUACGGUCUCCUGCCCAUCAUCCAAACGCAAUUGUUCUUGCUAAUUGACAGAGGCUGAGUGUAUGACCCCGAUGGCGAAAUAUUAUUCCCCAGAAUUUGCAUUGUAUUAAAAAGGGGUGUAAUGACCUUAGUUGCAUAACGAAACGAUUGAAACUAGUGUAGAAGAGUUGUAGGGGAUAAAAAUUAUGCAGGAAGUUGAAAUCACUUUCACUAGCGUUGUGCUGAAUAUCCUUUCCCUUCUAGCCCAUCUUUGUGAUCUUCUGGUGCUUCAAAUACUGACAAAGAUGAUCGGCAGGAUGUGGCCAUUGUUGUGAAUCAGUUCUACUUCCAGUCAUGAUUUGGUCAUUCUACAGUUUGUAAAAUGGUGUCAAGAAAUUGAAUAUCAUUUUCCCUUGAUUCAAGCCCCCAAUUAUUACGGACUUGUGAUUGUCCUAGCGGUCUUUGGCUCUUCUUACGAUUAUGAUCUUCUAGUCUAUCUCCUGAUAAUUAUAAAUUCAGCUGAUGCUGGCAUAUUUUGCCUGGGAGGGGUUUAGGGGUUUUUGAAUCCUUGCUGUCAUAAGGCAGGUCAUGAGGCCCAGUUGAAACUGGCCAGAUGCGUUAUGGGUAAACCACCGGAGGGUGGAGAUCUGCUCCUGGCAUGUCUCCUUAUACUCAUUGGAGUCACUGGGGCACAAGAGGAUUAUGGCUGCCCCGAACAGGAGAAAAUCGCGCCCUGCAGGUGCUCUACAAGGGAUAUGGAGUAUCAAAUUUGGUGCAGUCAUAGCGAACUUCCAAAAGUCCUAGAAGGACUGAACUCCGUGAGUCGCUAUAUAUCCCGUCCCAUCGACGAGUUGAUUCUCGAGAAUAACAACCUCCCCAGCUUACCUGGUAAAGUCUUCACAUCCCUCCGAGUCCUGCGUCUAAUGUUACGAAACAAUCACCUAGAGCGCGUGUCUUCCGGCUGGCUGGAAGGCCUGCACGACUCCCUCCUCGAGCUCUUUCUCGUCGAGCCAGACCUGCGCUCCCUUCCCAUCGACAGUUUGGACAAUCUCCAAGGUCUUGAAGCAAUCACUCUCCAAAGUAGAUCCAUGAAGCGCCUUCCCCGUUUCUCAGGCCUGUCAAAGCUGCGCUAUCUCCUGCUCAACUCUCGAGCACUCACCGAGCUUUCCCCUGUUAAUUUCCGAGAAUUACCGAACCUGGAACAGCUUCAUGUCUUCGGCAGUUCAAAGUUGGUCAGACUGGAGGCAGGUCUCUUCAGAUCACUGCAAAAGCUCUCUCUCAUCAACAUCACGGAUUCCGGAGUCACCUGGAUUCAUCCUCGAGCCUUCGUUGACCUUCCCGAGCUCAAUGAGAUUUCCCUCGUGGGAAAUAACCUUCCAGAAGCCUCGAUUCUCGGUCGAGCAGUGACUGAUCUACCGCGUCUCUCCACGAUUCGCCUGGAUGGCAAUAGAAUCUCGCGUCUCCAGGAAGAAUCCUUUACAGAUCUUCCCUCUCUGAGUCGCCUCAGUCUCUCGAAGAACCUCAUUACAGAAAUAUCUGCUGGAGCCUUCCAGAUGCUUCCCCAGCUCCGAGUUCUAGACCUCAGUGACAACCUCGUCAACAGAAUUCACCCAGAAUUUUUCAUUCAAAGAAGCGGAAGUGGUCUAGAAGAACUGAGCAUCAUUAAUAAUCAUUUGAAUCACGUGGACGAGCUGAGAUCAAUCCUGGGAGCGCUUCCUAGACUGAAACUUCUAGAUGCCUCCCACAAUCAGCUUCAGGAGAUACCUUUUGGGGCGUUAAGGGGACAUCCCACACUAGAAAGACUUCAUCUUGAUCACAAUAAGCUGAGUUUCCUCCAGAGGGAAACGUUCUCGGCAAUGCCAGCACUCAGAGAACUCCGGUUGAGAAAUAAUUCACUCACUAAUUUAUUGGAAGCUCCUUUUUGGAAUCUUCCGGGACUGAAGGGGCUGGAUCUCUCUGAGAAUUACUUCAGACAUGUCGAGCCAAUGUUGCUUGCAAAUCUGCCGAACUUGAGAAGACUUGACUUGAGUGGGAAUGGUAUCACUCUUGUCGAGCCUGAUUCGUUCAUCAAUACUCCGUCCCUUGAGCACUUGAAUCUCUCGAGGAACGCCAUUUCUGUGAUUCAUCCGAUGACCCUGGGUCAUUUGACGGCGCUUUAUGAGGUGGACGUUGGAUGGAACAGAUUGCUGGAGGUGGUUCCAGGACUCCCGAAGAAUAUUGAGCAUCUUCAUCUCGCCAUGAACAGAAUCAUCAUGCUGCCUAUGAUCGAGGGUCAGGAUCUGGCACUUCCUGCACUUCGGUCACUCGAUCUGAGUGCCAAUGGCAUCGACAGGAUCCUUCCGGGGACUCUGAGCGAGCUGCCCAGUCUGAAGAAACUUCAUCUGGGGUAUAACUCCUUGAGAAUACUGGAGGAGGGUACCUUCGAUGGGCUUAUGAGACUUGAACAGCUGGACUUGAGGUAUAAUAGGCUGAUAUCCCUUCAUGGCAGGAGCCUCAAGCCUCUGAGAUCCCUUAUGGAUCUUAAUCUUAGGGGGAAUAGGCUUGAGGUGAUUAGGGCAGAUGUCUUUGCGGAAAAUGUCCAGUUACAGAGGCUGGAUCUUGGAAGGAAUAAUCUGGCACAGAUCCCACACUCUGCGUUUUCCAGCACGAGGGACCUGAGGGAACUUUACGCAUCGCACAACACACUGACCGAAUUGCCUGGUUCGUUGCACGGUCUCGCUGCCCUCGAGGUGUUGGAUUUGAGCUUCAAUAAGCUCAAUAUCCUGUCGCCCGAAACGCUGAGCAGUUUGAACUCUCUACUUGAGUUGAGGCUCGUGAGGAAUAAAAUCAAGGAGCUGAGGGAGGGUGCAUUUAAUCGACUGCCUAGAUUGAGCUUUAUUGAUCUUGAGAGCAAUGAUUUGAGGAUUAUCGAAAGGAAUGCGGUGAGGAAUUUGCCGGAACUGCAGGCUAUUCGAUUGGGAAAGAAUCGCAUUCAGAUGAUCCCCAGUGGAGCAUUUACAGACCUACCUCUCCUCCAAACAGCUGAGCUCCAGGAAAAUCGAAUUCAAGAAAUAGCGAGCAAUGCUUUCAUCAACGUUCCCCAUAUUCUAUUCCUGAAUUUGAGUCACAACUUGCUGCCCAGUCUGGAGCACGCUGGGUUAUCUUCCCUACGUUCCUUGGAGGUUCUCGAUAUCAGUGAAAAUCGGCUCACCAGGAUAUCAACGGACAGUCUGGCAGCCCUGGAAUGGCUUGUUGAAUUGAAGAUGGACCAAAAUCGCAUCUGCGGCAUUCAAGGCGUUCCCUUUGACAACAUGUCACGUCUAAGAGUGCUCAGCAUGAGAAAAAAUCGAAUGACGUCUGUUCCUGAGAGUGCAUUUAAGCGAUUGAGAUCAAAUAUAGCAGUAUUAGAUAUCGAUGGAAAUCCACUGGCCUGUUCUUGUGGAAUGAUCUGGCUCCGAGGGUGGCUCCAGCAGGGUUCCUCAGAGGGCCCCAAGUGUGCUGAUGGCAGUCUAUUCAGAGAAAUGCGCCUGAGCCGACAAGAUUGUCUCUCGAGGAAGCAAGUGGACGUUGUGCAUCCUGGAUGUGAGGCAGAAAUGAUCGAUCAAACUGCCGGUUCUUCUCCCUUCGGAGAGAGUCCCCCAUCGCCCCAUUGGAUGAACCUGCACAAUCCAUCAAAAUUUUCCCACACCCCAGAAGACUACAUGUACGAUGACUAUCCAAAUUAUCCACUGGACAAUAUCACAGAUCAAGCGACCAGCGAGGACAUCACCAAAUCAUCUACCUCCUCUCCCAACACUCUCACUACCCAUGCGCAGGCCGCCCCAGUCUCUUUUAGUCGCCCUUCCAGCGCUUCCAAUCACAUCAAGUCAACUCCCGCAAAGAAGAAAACUCCACCAAUCCCUCCGUCCCCAAGCAGCUCAGGCUUCACUUUCUUCGGGGUUCCCCUGCCGAACCUAAGCUUCAACCUUUGGGGAAACACCAGCAAAAAGUCCCAGAGGAAAGAGGACGGACGUCCCUCUCGAGGAAGAUACCGAACGUUCCCACCAUCAGAACCAGAAAUACAAAAGGGAGGAUUUUACCCUCUUCCCCGUCCGGAAGGAGGAUUUGUGCCGAUCCUAGACCCCAGACUUACUUUGGAACACUCAAAAGUGAGGGAUAUGAAGAACGAAACGAUGAAGAGUGUGAACAGAACUGCUACAGUAACUCGAGUGCUUCAUCCUCCAGGAAGAAAAAAGGUGCCAAGACCCGUGGAACCAACAUCACCAUCUUCAACAACUUCAUCACCUAGUUCUAGAUUUCAUAAAGCCAGUCGUGAAAAGACCACAACAUUGAGAACAACUUCAGAUUCGCCAGCAUCCUCAAGUGUCCUGGAAGUGAUAAAAAUCCCCAGUUCAACGAUUCCCAUGAACUUCACCAUUCCCCCCGAUUUGCCGAAGGACUCCUCCAAUAAAUCGAUCCUAAUCUCCACUGAAGUCUACAACGGUGAGAAGCUGGACGUAGAUUCAGAGGGGUCAACACUUGUGGAAGGAAAAUUGGCUGGUAAAAUUGUUUGGACGACUCCACAAGCCACUGACACCUCAGAAAGUCUUAUGAAUAUUGUGGCGACCGAGGGCCUCUACGCAACCCGCAAUAAAAAUAAUUUCCUCGACGUGGAGGACCACACUUCUCUGAUUAAGCCGGAGGAAACCUCUCCAAUGAGACCAGAGGAUCCCGUGAUUUACGUAACGACUGAACAUUCCGAUGAGGAGAUUGUUCCGAUUGUUAAUGAGAGAGAGCAGGUCCUGGAGCAGAGCAGCAAGGGUAUGGAAGCCUCAGCUUUGUCUGCCUUUCUGGUACCCGGGGGGCAGGUAGGAUCACCUGCUCAGACCAUUGCAAGGACCUCGGGAAGGUCAACAAUUGAGAAAGUGGCUUCACCACAUUUGGUGAACCAGAGUCAGUUUGGGAAAAAUAAAUCGGAUGAGACUUUCCCAAAGGGCGAUCUGGAGAUCGAACGAGAGGAAGGGGAAUGGGAGACCGUGAAAGACAGUGCUCGUGGAGCCGAGGAUCCUUUUAAUUGGUAUUUCCAGAAUUACAACGACAGCAAUUUAGAACCGUUCGUAGGGGUGGUUGACAGUGGAAGUAAUGGAGAUCGUACAUGCGCUCCAGUUGCUAUUGUGGGGGGAUUUUUUGUGUUUGUGGGAAUUUUCAUGUGAUCUUUAAUUCAAGAGUGAUGACAGGAGGUAGUGGAUGAUUGGAAAUUGUGAAUAAAAUAUUUUUAAUGGCUAAAACUGACGUCAAUUUUGUCAGGAAUUUCAGUAUGUGGGAAUUCAUUUUGGAAGUGAGCAAUCCUGAAAAAUCGUUGCAGAUUAUCAAGAUUCGUCCCUGCAUAUCAUUGUAUGAUCAAAGAGAUGUGAACAAUUGAGUUAUUACAUUUUAUCCCUCCGGGACGAAUGAGGCCAAAGCAAUCCCACAGAAUUUCUCUGCAAUUUUUAAGCAUUAAAAAUGUCUUCAAAGGCUUUCACCAAUAAGUUCUCAUUGAAUGAAUAAAUAUUUACAGAAAUAUUUCAACAGAUUCGCCAAAAAGGUCAGAAACCGACUAUAGAUUACUAAUAAAUAAUCUGUAAUAUGAAUUUUAUUAUUUUUCUCAGAAUUGUAAUUACUUGAACAAUUAAUUGAUGCAAUUUCUACUCUGAGAAUAGAGUAUACGCUUAAAAAAUACAAUACCUGGCGUUAAAUUUUCUUCAUUGAAGAAAAAAACCUAAUAAGAGGCUAAAUACAAAAAAAAUAGCGCUAGAGCCGAAGUAUUUCAUAAUGCAGAAAAUAAGUAGAAGUUAUUUUUAUUGAUUGUGUUAUUCAUUUUUUUAAUUAAUCGAAGAACAUUCGGAAAUGUACAGUUUAGAUCGUUUUCUGUGUAGUAAAAAAUGAAGUUAAUGUCUGUACAGAUCCAAAAAGUGGUUUUUACUGUCCAGUUCACUCAACAGAUUGGAUGAAAUAGUCUUAUUAACAUCUUUCCCUUAGAGUUUUCUCUCCCUCGCUUGAAAUUGCUGAGAUCACUUUGUCUUCUUCUCCUUCUCAUCUUUCUUCUCCUCCUUGUCUUCCUUCUUUUCCUCUUUUUUCGUCUCUUUCUUAUCGGUUUCUUUUUUCUCAGCAUCACGGUUCGUCAGUUUGUUGUUGAUCAAGUUGUGCAAAGCAAUGAUUGACCUCACGAGUGCUGCCAGGUAAACAACGAGCAUUUGAUCGUUUGUUUUUACAUAGAGAGAGUCUACGAAGGUGUGCUGAGA